Messenger RNA from Eurytemora carolleeae, 695 nucleotides. It is a transcript of the gene Vps25, whose product is annotated as vacuolar protein-sorting-associated protein 25. Gene Ontology annotation, molecular function: structural molecule activity; protein homodimerization activity. Gene Ontology annotation, cellular component: ESCRT II complex. The record is from RefSeq and is a predicted model, not a curated record. Gene Ontology annotation, biological process: protein transport to vacuole involved in ubiquitin-dependent protein catabolic process via the multivesicular body sorting pathway. NCBI's taxonomy places the organism in Eukaryota, Metazoa, Arthropoda, Copepoda, Calanoida, Temoridae. The transcript has 4 exons. Bases 14 to 523 code for a protein of 169 amino acids.
CAAUGUACUAAGAAUGGACUGGCCCUGGGAGUAUUCCUUUCCUCCCUUCUUCACUCUUCAGCCUCAUCAUCCUUCCAGGCAGAAGCAAAUACAGUCAUGGAAACAUCUUGUUAUAGCAUACUGUCAGGUAAACACAUUAUCUGUUCUUGAUCUAGCAGAAGCUGGAGAUCUUCCUCUCUUUCACAAUCAGACAUUAGAUAGAAGACUAGGAAUUCAGGAGAUCAGGGAGGUAUGUGAGAGUUUAGAAUCUAGUGGAAAUCUUGAAUGGACGGAUAAAUCUAAAACUAGAGCGUACAUAUUCUGGAAAUCUCCGCCACAACUUGGAAUGGAGAUUUACAGAUGGGUUCAAGAGACAGGACAAACUGGAACUGUGAUGACACUGACAGAGCUUCAGGAGGAAGGUGAGAACGGUAACUCCUGGAAGGGGGUCAGCCACGAGAUCAUACUGAAAGCUCUCUUGGCGCUCCAGAAGGAGAAGAAGGCGGAGGUGUUUGAGGACGAGGACGGAGUAAAAUUCUUCUAAGAACUAAAUUAAUCUAGUGAUUCUCUAUCUAGUUAUCAUUAUUAUCGUGUUCUACUAUUUACAUGAAAUGAAUUGACACUGUAAAUCUAAAUGAUUAUCAAAUUGAUAUGAAUUUGCUUUCGUACCAACGAACAAAGAUAUUUUUCCUUUUAUUUAUGAAAUGAAUUGCAGA